UUUAGAAAUGCAAAAUAUUGAUGAACACAGCAGAGAAACUACAGCAGGAGAUUAUAUCAGUGCAUAUGGCUCAUCCAAACACAGCAAUUUGUCAGGUAAAUUUGGCAAGGGAGAACAGUUUAUAACUGAUAGAGCUAUCCAAGAGUCAUCACGUUUUUACCAAGUGUUACUACAGCAAGCUGCUCCAUUUACUGUUCGGAGAACUCCGGACUUUCGGAACACUAAUGGAAUGACUGUUCUGAACAUGACUGUUCUGAUUACCCCGAUUUUCGAGUGAGGACAGCCAGAACAGAAAAUACUGCCUAUUUUCACGUGAUUGGAAAUGGAGGUGACAUAUUUUGUGUAUCCAAUGCACACUGCAUAGGACGUUAUUUUGAAGAGUUAACCGCUAUAUGUCGACAUAUAAUUAUUAUAUCGUAUUUGUACGCCAGGGUUGGGGAAAAUUAACGAGUAAAAACGUUGCAAAAGCAUAUUUAGGUAUACAAAUAACAGGCAAUCAUGUAAAUAAAUAAAUAAAGGUAUUAUGCGAAUAACUAAUGAAUAUAGUAAUGCAUUUACGCAUAUAUAAUAAACUCAACACUGUUCCAGAACACCGUGUGCACUCCAUUUUAUAUCGUUCCAGAACAGUGUUCCAAAUGUUCUAUUUUCUGGAACAGUAAAUGGAGCAGCCUGCAGGUAGAAACCUAAACUAAACUGACUUUCUUUAUACUGGAUAGCUUUAUCAGUUUAUGAAUAUAACUGGAAAAGUACCUUAGAUAAAUUGCCUAUCUUUUCCUACUGACGGAUUUAUCGUAUUAUUUGCACGCGCAAAAAGACUGGGACUGGCCUUUAAGUUUGGCUUCAAAUUUCCGGAUGUAGCAUCCAGUUAUAUUCAUUUUGUUGGGUUUACGGCGGUUGCGAUUCUUUAUAAUAUAAUAAUUCAACUUCACAUAGGUUUUAUACAGUUUUAUUUCACACGACAGACAGAAUACAACAAACCAAUUUUACAGUGAUUUAUACACUUUUACACAUGCUCGUACCCAGAGCCCUUCUUACGCGCGGUCAACGGAGCGCGAUGAGGUGCUCUGGCCAAAUCCAAACUGGCAUCUGAUUGGCUGCAACGAAGGUUAUUGUUCUAAUACCGGAUAUAUUCUUUUACCAUGUUUUCAUGAUAUUCGGUUUUGGUUUUGGCCAGAGCCUCGUCGCACCGCGCGUAAGAAGGGCUCUGGGUACGAGAAUGACUUUUACAUAGGUAACGUUUUACUGUGAUGUGAAUUCAUUACCCAGUAUGGUAAUGAUUUCUGCAAUGAGUUUCUGACAAUGAUAUCAGAUAAAGUUCGGCUGCUCAUAUAUUAUCCAGUACUUAUUACAGCUAACAAGCAACAACAACAUCUUUUAUUCAAAAAUUCGAAUAAAACAAAAUGAACGUUUAAUCAAUGUUUGUAAAUCGGAUAAAACUGAUUCUGAUUCUGAUAAAGAUUUGUCCUAAUUUACAUAAGCUUCAGCAUUGAUUUUCUAGGCUUAGACAAUGUUUACUGUAAAAUUACUUCGCCAAUGAACUCAUAAACAUGGAUCGUUUUUUAGGCACGUUAAGGUUACAGAAAACCUUUGAGUGUUAAUUUUGUCUAAAAUUUUUUUAUUGGUUUCAAUGAAAGCAUUAGACUAGUUCUACUAUCUGACCAAGUUUGAACGAAAUAUGUUGAAAACUCGCAGAGUUAUGUAAUGAAAUACAUUUCGCUGCAAUAAGAAAAACAUUGAAAAUGUAAUAUUCAAAUUCAAUUUUCUCACGAAAAAUUUUACGGUAAUUAUUGAUAUUCAAACGAGUUAUGCUCCUGCGGGUUUUAACCAAUUUUUCUCAAAUUUUCACAGGACAUAGCCAAAUACGUCAGUUUCAAAAUUGUGUUCGGCUUUUUUUUAAUUUUGAAUAGUUUAAAAAUAAAGAGCAAUUCACUCAAACAAUUCAGAAAUAUAUUGCAGUCGUCAAAGAAAUCGCCAUAUCAGCGGAAUGACAAAAUAAACAAAAAAUUCGAACACAAUUUUUUAGAACAACUAUUUUACUGUAUAAAAAUGAUAUUUUCAUAAAUAUAACUUAAAACCAGCAGGAGCACAACUCAAAAGCGUAAAGGUACCGCGAUUUAAGAUUUUCCUGAAUAACUCUUACAUUAUUUUAUUGUUUGUUAAUUUUACAACUUUACCAUAUUUUGCAUGCACUGGAGAACAUUUGGUGAAAGUGUCAUGAAAAUCGGACUGAUAUUGAGCGCGCAGUAGCGAUUUUCCGCAAAACGCCAAAAAGGGUGUCCUGUAACCUUAAAACAUUUGAACCCGAUCUUUAUCUGACAUACAAACUCUCGCCUUCGACUCGAGUUUGUAUAUCAGAUAAAGAUUGGCUGGUCACGUUUUAACUAGUACUAAAACACGAAUAAUUUUUAACCAAUUACGUAAUCAAAUUACCUGUAUAUUGUCACAUCUAUAAGUGAAAAUUACAACUAAGUUUUACUUGCCGGUUUGGCGAAUAUGGUCGCUUGCGACAUGCAUAGUCGACGUUCAUCGUACCUGGCGUACCAUUGCCAAUUCGCUCCUAAUAAUGUAGUACUUGAUGUCUAUAUGCUUGGAUCGAUCUCUUAUAAUUCAUGAGGAAAAUACAAAAGAAAUUACUGCCGUGUCGAUGUCGGUUUUAUAUGUGAUAAAAUUAUGUUUAUUCAAAUAAACUUUAGCUUUGAUUUUCUCGGUUUAGACAACAUUUAGUUUUAAAACUACUUCGCCAAUGAAUUCAUCAGAUGGAUCCGUUUUUUGAAGCCAUUUUGCAUAACACUCCCAGCUCCCAGUCCACGCUUUAUCAAAUAUAAAACAAUCGAGCUGCGCUCAUGUGAUUGCAGACAAUUUGUAUGAUAAAUAUUUCUUGUCUCACUUGCAUUUGCAUAUCACUUUUUCUUUAGACUAAAACAGCAUGAUAUACUAGCUUUUGUGACACGAGACCUUGGAUACCCUCUUGGCGAAGCUAAGAGGAUGUUACAUAACGCAAUUACGCAAUGCAAUUAAGAGCACAACUUUUAAAACACAUCGGUGGAAACAGCUAUAAUGGAUGGAGCCUAACUCCCUAAGAUAUUCCUGCAAUAUUUUGCGCGAAAUUACAAAUAAAAGGGUUUUUUUUAGUUGAGCUUUAAAUUAUUCACAAUGAGCAGUGCUCGUUUUCAUUUAUGUUUGAGAUAUUUGUUUGUGAAUAAAAUGAAUAAAAUGAAUAAUAAUGAAAUAGAAUAUUAUAUCAUGCUGUUUUGUUUUUAGAAAAGAAGUGUAUAUAAAUGCAAAUAAGACAGGAAAUAUUUUAUCAUAUACAAUCUGUCUGCUAAGGACUGAUACCUCUUUGUCAAAAAGAAUACUUAAAGAAAUCGUGUUUUCUUUCCUAGUAACGUUGUUACCGGUAUUUGACAGAUAUGUCCUUAAAAUACACAGUGGUGUUAGCGUGCAUUAUUUAUUUGUCGUGCGAAAUGGUUAUGACUGGUUGUGAAGUGGUUUGGGUGAAUCGAAAUGUUACAGACAGCUUCCGUGUUGGGAAAGAUGGUUGUACGAAUGAUACAAGUGUUUGUAAAAGUAACGCAACAUGUCAGUCUGAUGGUUCGUGUUUGUGUAACUCUAGAAGACCAAGCUAUCGAAAUCCUGUCAUCGAAAUGAGUAGCAGUAAAAUAGUGCAUGGUGACUCGUAUGGUUGUAUCGACAAUGAAAUGCUUCGUUUUGGUACCGGUAAGUGUUUUAAUUCUUGCAUGCGUUAUGUCAAUAAUGUCACCAUACAGUUUGCUUACUAUUUAGUAGGUUAUGAUAAAUUUCAACUCUAAAAUACAAAACCAUCGAAAUCCAGUCAUCGUAAUGAAUGGCAGUGAAAUAAUGUAUUGUGACACGUAUGUCUGUAUCGACAACUUAUCCGUGUUGGGAUUUGUCGUGGUUAUAUAAAGUGUUUAAUCCAUUAUUAACCUAGAAGACCUUUCACUGACAUUUCUAAAAAUUUGUUGUUGUCAGUGAAUUCUGGUAGCCCCCCAGUUUUUUGGGCAGUCGGGCAAUAUUCGAUCAACAGUCGGGCAAUUUUGGUUUGUAAUAAAAAUAAAUGGGACAAAUUCUGUCAAUUUCGUGUUUUUUUGAAAAUUUUAGUGAUGUUUCGAAAAAUUUUGGUAUGUCCGGAAAAAUUUUUUGACCCCUAAAAUGGUACACUGGCCGAAAUUUUUCGUCGCCGAAACAAUUUUCCGGGAAAAAUUUUUUCGGUACUAGUCGGGCAAAAUCCCGAAAAGUCGGGCAAAUUUGUUUCCGCUCCCCUAAUUUUUUCCUUCCGGUACGCCCAUGUACGUCGGCACUCAGCAGGUGGGUUCGAGAUUGAACGCACCUCCUCGUAGACAAUAGGCCGCUAAUACGCUAGGUAUGAGAUAAUGGUGUUUGGCUACAUAACCGCGAUGCAGUUUGUUAUACAACGGUGUCGGUGGAAAGAAGUAUAAAAGGAUAAUGAAAACUAGAAAACAAUGAACCAAUUGCAAGUGUGCUGAAUGGCUUAACUAAAAACGACCCAUCUUAUGAGUUUAUUGGCAAGUAAUUUUAAAAUUAAUAACCUUGUCUAAGCCGAGAAAAUGUAAAUGAGCAUGAUUUUUUAUCACACGUAAAACCACUGACGCACUAGCGAUUUCCUGUCUCUUUUCCUCAUGGAUUACGAAUGAUUUUUUGUGUAUACUAUUUAACACACGCGUAGGAGUGUUUUAUCAUAUUUAAAAUGCGAGGCGGUACGACUACAAUAGCUGCCGUCUUUUUAGUAUUCUUUAUAUGAAGAAUACUAAUUUUAUCAGGUAUAUAUAAGCGUCUUUAUGCACGUGACAUAGUAUGAUUGACAUGAUUUGCCAAUAGCCUUAUGAAUUAUUAAUGAGUGUUUGAAGUAAAGUUUUUAGUUUACGAAGUACUGUUUAAUAAACGAGCAGGAGUGUUUUAUUAGGUUUAAAGCCACGAGCGAGCAGCGCGAGUGGCUUUAGACCUAAUAAAACACGACCUGCGAGUUUAUUAAACGGCUUCAAACACGACUACAAAUUCAAUAGAUAUAUUGCAUAUUAGUAUUCUUUAUAUAAAGAAUACUGAUGCGGACACGACUACAAUAGAUACUGCCUUAUUAGUAUUGUUUAUAUAAAGAAUACUAAUUAGGAGUGUUUUAUCAGGUUUAAAGCCACUGCACGUGACAUAUUAUGAUAGACAUGAUUUGCCAAUAAGCUUAUGAAUUAUUAACGAGUGUUUGAAACAUAUAAUGUAGAUACCCCUUUCUGUGCAUUAAGGCCUUUCCAAUUGAUACCAUAUGGACCAGUUGUAGAAUUUAGCUACGAAGACUCCUCGAACGGACCUAUAAAACAGAAGAAUCAAAAUCUUUUUUAAGCAUUUUAACUGCAUGAUGCACAGUAAAAAUAGGAGUGUGAUAAAAAUAUAAGAGCGCAAUAUCAUAUCAAUAUCUUUCUAGUUUUAUGCUCUGGUCAAACAAGACCUAUAGGAUAAGAGUUAAUAGGGAUUGGCAAGCAAAAGUUUGCAUGAGAGUGUUGUCAACUCCAGCUGAUGCCCCGGUCAAACAAGAACAAGAUUUGCAUGAUUCGCACCUAGCUAAAACUGAAUAGCUCAAAGUUAAUGAGAGUGGAUGAGAUUUGUUUAUCAAACUCUCAUCAACUCCUAUUCUCAUUUGACUGAGCUUUGAUCAGUAAGGGACCGUUCAUCAUUUAUACCUGUGGUUGGUACCGAAGAGAAACGAAAAACAGUGCAAAUUUUUUAUUUACCCAACCUCAACAUUGGUCAAAAUAAUGUUUACCAACCUAUAUAUGUGUUACUGUAAUUCAUAAUUUGUUUAAUGAAUAUUUAAUUCAAAAAGGAAGUUUGCCCCAAGAGCUACUGGUUGCUCAUCUAUAGGGGGCUCACUUCACAUUUACAUACUUACAAAUCACACACACACGCACACACAAAUCAAUUAGACAAUAAUACAAUCAGUAGCUAUGUAGAGAAUAACACACAAGGAAAUACUGAAAGAUGAACUGCAAACAGAUUUAAAUCUCCUGAGUAUGGAAACGUUUUGUUUCUUUUAUAAAAUUUUGGGCGUGGUAAAAGAUUUGAAAAUUUUCAUCCUCAGAAAGUGAUGAGGAUCCAAACAAAAAAAGCUUUAUUAUUUGUGAAUUGGACAAUGCAAGCCAUCUAUCAGCAAAAAUGCAAUGCAAUGCAAUUCAAAUACAAUGCAAGCCAUCUAUCAGCAAAAAUGUGUGUUAAACACAUAAGAUUAUGGUGACAGAAAUCAAGUUACUUAAAUUCUAAAUACUCACACACACUCACACUCACUGAGUGUGCCAAAGCAAUCGCGUUCCUGCUGAUCAAUGAUAGAGUCCUUCCUCAUAUUUUCCAAUUCAUGGUAAUUUCUUCAUGGUAUUUUCUUCAUAUUUUACAAUGCACGGUAAUUUUGGUUUUAUUUUAUAGCUGACAGACGGUCAUAAAUUUUUUCACCCAACCCAGGAGCUAGUCAAAAACUUGAUUACCCAACCCAUAUCUCUUCGGUAGCAACCCCGGAUAUAAAUAAUGAACAGUCCCUAAAUGCAAUUGAUCGGUUAAUAUUUGCAUAUGUCGAAUUUUGUAAAUCUAAAAAUAAGGGCUGGGAUCGAGCCCCCCCCCCCACCCUAGCAAAAUGUUGCCCCCCCCCCCGCUGAUAAAAUGCAUUGUAUAAAAAAGGAAUCCUUGAUUAUAUAGCUUCAUUUUGAGACCCGUCGGAAAAUUGUCAAUCUUGUCGGAAUCAUCGUGGUGAAGCAUCGGAAAAAGUGACCCGGAAAUCGGGAAAAGUGCUACGAAAGCAAUUGUAAUGUUAUUGUCCGGAAAAAUAUUUUACCAAAAAAGUUGUCGACGGGGGAAGGAAAUUUAAAAUGUUGUGGGCCGGAAAAUUUUUUGCCCCACCUCUUUUUCCGUAAGAAUGUUGCUGCGGAAAAGGUCGAUUCCUUUUGAGAUUUUGUGCACUAUACAGGAUAUAUGUAUUUAUUCUAACAUGUUGUGCCAUUACAGGGAAUGCAAGCACCGACUGUGCAUUCGGACCUUUUCAACUGAUACCAUAUAGCCACAAUGAAUCAGGUGCAGAAUUCAGCUAUCACGACCAGUACAUGUUUCAGAGAUGUGCAUUACAUAACGCCUGGGUAAAGUUUCCGGACAACGCAACAGAAAUGGAGCCGCCAUGGCUGAAUAAAUCUUACGUUCAUUUCAACGUCUCAAACAAAACAUUGCAUUUCAAAGUAAGAUCAGGAUAUUCAUCUCGUGCGUUUCCUCUUUAAAACCACUUUUUCUAUAAAUAGUUCUGUUUUUCCUUGUCUAGUGGAAAAGAUCAGUUCCAGAAUUGCAAGGCACCAUAAUUACAUUCAAUCUCAACUGUUCCAACAGCUCAGGGGCUUACGCAUUAAGACCUUGCCGGCUACGAGCAAAGAUUCCUGGGACAUGGAAAGCAGGUAUAAUUGCAUAUAAAUAGGUAACGUACGUACGUAUUUGUAUAAGUCGAUUGGAGCACGUGUAUAAGUGUUUUAUAGAGACUGCCCACUUGUUUAUUUCGAAAUUUAUUUUAAGGGUACAAUUUUUAUUGAUCCGUAUAAGAUUUUUCGGUUUUUUGUGGGUAAAGACAUAUUAACUAAAAUGAUCAUGUUUUGUGAUUGGCUUUCAGAAACAAAUCAGAAACAAAAAUGAUCAUUGUUCGUGACUCGUUCUUUAGAAAGACGAUUUCUAUAGUUUUAUUGUCUUUCAUUGUUAUAAUCAACCAACCACGAGCCUGGAUAGUAUAGGUAGAUGAUUUGUUAACCGAGAAUUCCCACUGUAGAUCUCAAUUAGCAAUAUAUAUUAUCUUUCCUCUUUGCAUGGCUGUACAUCAGUAUAAUUAAUUAUACUGUCUAUAUAAACGCUUCACUUUGUCUAUAGUUGCUGUCGCUACAACAAACGAGCCAAGAGUAACUCCCAGCAAAUCUAAAUCUUCACAGAUAACAACAAAAACAACUUCAUCUGUGACAGUGACAGUAACAGUUACACCAACAGAACCAGGUAUGUUGAUUAUUAGCUUCUUAAAGUUUAUUAGUUUGUUCUUUUUGUAUAGAUAUUUUUUAUUUGUACUCAUAUCAUGCCCUUGUUUUAGCAGUAAAUUAUAGCUUACGGUUAAAAGGUUUAACUAAGCGGUUAGACGUUUUAUACAGUGUCAGCGGCCAUGUUGUAUAUAAUUUGAGAUUUGCUUCAUGGAAACAUAAUAUUCUUCAAUAAUCUUAAAGGCAUAACUGAUACUCGGUGUGAAAACUCAGAAAAGUAACUCAAAAUUAAUGUAAACCAGCAGGAUUUUGUAUCAGUUAUACAUGUUGUACAUAACCUUUCACGGCCAUGAUUUCUUUGCGUUUGUUUUCUCGUAAAUUAGUGAGAAUUACACAAACUUUUAGACCGCGACACAAACUCUUAGACACACCAAGAAACGAAACUGAUAUACGCGUUACCCACACAACGCAAAAUUCCCAUUAUUGGUCGAAAUCGAUGUGCCUGAGUGUCAAUCAAAUCUGAUAUGUAGCUAGUAACGUACUAUCAGUUAAAACAUGUGCAUCAGUGUUUUAUCAGAUAUAAACAUACGAGGCGAAGCCGAGUGUCGUUAGGUCUGAUAAAACACGCACUGCGAAUGUUUUAAAUUGCUUCAAAAACGAUCGAUUUAGUAAGACAUAUUAGCGAAGUAAUUUUCAAUCAAAAGUUACAUUGUGUAAGUCGAGAAAAUCAAAGUUAAAGUUUAUGUAAAUCAAGAGAAAUCUCUAUCUCAUAUAUAAAGAUACGACUGCACGCUUAUAAUUUUUCUUUGUGUUUCCCUCAUGCUAUAAAUUAUUUCCAGACUGAAUGUUGAUUUUAUAAAUAACAUGACAGGUUUAAAUGAACGGUUCCUACAGUAUUGGAUACAUUUAAUUGGAUAUAAGUAAUGUUCAUGCAAAGCUGGAACCGACAUGAGAAGAGCGAAAACUAGGCGCAUUUCGUUUCUUGAUAUUUGUUGUCGGCAAUUCCUCCAUUUCCCUCGGACGCCUGAGAAGCUAAACCACGAAAAAGAGGAACCGUUCGCAGUCUACAAACUUUUUCUUUCUCAUCUGAGUGCAAGUUCUUGGUCAGAGUAAAAUACAAAAGUCAUCAUGGGACAAUAAAAAUUUUACUAUUUUUUACGUUUUAGAAUCAACCACCAGCGCCAGUAAUUCGGAUGAGACGUUUUUAGACUUGAUGACAAUAUUUAUUGGUUUAUUUUCCAUUUCUUUUGUGGUCAACGUCGCUCUUGGAAUUGUUGUAGUGUCGCUAAGAAAAAAAAUGCAAAGGUCCGUAAAGUCGCCGUGCGGAUUAUACACAAUGUGCAGGGGCGCCGGAGCCACGGGGGCAGCGGGGGCAACUGCCCCCGUUGCCAAAACAGUGCGGGGGCGGCACUAGGGCAACAGGUUGCCCUUUUUCACCAGAACUGCGCUUCGAAAUUUGUGCGUUAGUCACAUGAAUUGCAAUUUAUAACUAUUUUUAAGCAAUGUUUAAGCAAUCUUUGCUUAAUUUUAACCAGUAAAAUUAAUGCCAGAGGCCGCGGAAUCACUUUUCAUAAUUAUGAUCAAAAUCAAACGAUUUUAUGUCGUUCACGAGCCGAACGAAAAAUGUUUGAAAAUAUGGAGUCCCUAUAUAACGUCGGAAAUGGCCUAGUUUACAGAGUCUUUACUACUGCAAAAAGAGCACUUUCUUUCUAGCCCCCAAAAAGGGCAUUUUUCCUUUUAAAAAGUGGGGAGGCACAUUCCCCGAUUGCCCCCCGGUUCCGCGCCCCCUGAUUAAAGCUAAAUCAGGCAAUAUACGUCCGUUUACUGAUUUUAUUUUGCGCCCUUAACAUGGUGCAGCAAAUAAAAUUGUUCAAAAUUAAUGUCGAAGUUUGCCGACCCACAAUAGCCACAAGUAAUCUGGUAUCCAUACGAUAAAAUUUUAACAAAUAUUGCCGCCAAAUGAUGGCUGAGAAGCAAGUGCCCUUUUGAAAUGGCUGCUCCCGCCGCUUCACAUUGCUUCCGGCGCCCCUGACAAUGUGGUGUUUAGCGAACAAGCAUGCAGAAUGAGUUAAAACAAUCAGAAGCACGAGAGGAUUUAAGAUAGGACCUAAACCCGCGUCUUCAUGUCGUCGUUCAGUCCCAGACUGAGCAGAAGUCAGCUGCUCGUAUUUUAGUACUUAUCGGUACUAAAACAGAAAUAUCGGUAUCGGCAAUUUUGUUGUUGAUACCAAUAUUAUAUAGAGAAUAAUAUUAACAUGAGUGCGCGGAAAUACCAAAUAAAUCUGGUAUUUCCAAGCACCCAUGUAUUUUUCUGUUUAUUAUAUAAAGGACAGUCUUUGAAAAGCGAUAAUUUUCACAUGGGAAAUUAUCAUAAAUAAUCUCACAUGCAUGUGAGAUUAUCAGUUUUAUCAGUGCUCGAAAUCUUUAUAAAGCACUAUACUACUUAUACUUAUAUAAUAAAAAUUGCUAUUAAAUAUUAAUGAUUGGUUAUAGUUGCAGUUCAAUCGUUAUUUUUAUUACAAAUAAACAGUCGUAUAAUAUACUAGUUUAAUUAAAUAAUUUGUGGCAUGCAUUUCCAGCUUUUCAUUUGAUAUUUUCAGUAUUUAGAAACAAAUGAAUUGACUGAUUAACCUAAAUUCCAAAGUAUUAAAAUAGAACUGUCAUGAUGUCAUAUUUGAAUUUGGUGAAAUGAUAUAGAAUAUCGGUAUCGGCAAAAUAUCGAUUCUUCCAGAUCGGUUAUCGGAAUAUCGGUGAAUUUCCUUAUCGGUGCAUCACUCGCCUCCGUUGUGCGUUUGGUCUUUCUCUUCAAUUAUCAUUUCUUUUGUCCCCAGCGCUACGGUGUGUCUGCCUGGCUCGCCUUCAACUAUUAUUAGGGACCGGUCAUUAUUUAUGGAGGGGAAGGGGGGGGGCAUGCACCGAAGAGAAAUGUUUUUCGUGGCAAAAAUUUUGCUGACCCAACUAUUAAAAAGACAAAAAUUUGUUUACCCAACCACAAAUAUCAAUUAAGAAAUAAAUACCCACCCCUGGCCAAAAACGUUACAAAAAGCUACCAUCAGUUGUCACGGAUGUACUUUACCAUGCACUUCUGUGACAUGAGUUUGAUAACGGUUUGUGAAAUUUUCUGCAGUCUAAAGUUUCAUGUUGGCUGCACAUGUACUUUCUUUGGAAACGCCAUUUGUUUUGUCAAAAUGAUCAAGAUAGUGACUCUGAUUGAUUCACAUAUUGUAUUGACAAAUGACUGUUGACAUUGCUUUUCAGUCAACAAUAUUUUGACAGUGAGUCUUGUUUUUGAAAUGACAAUAAAUUUUUAUUACCCAAACCCUUGAGUUGUUUUGUUUUUCAUUUACCCAACCUUUUACUUACUCAAAAUUUUGUUUACCCAACCCUUUUCUCUUCGGUGCCACCCCCCACCAUAAAUAAUGAUUGGUCCCUUAUGUAUCUUAGUAUCUAUAUGGUUAAGUCUUAUUAUGUCUCUAUAUAAUCUCAGUUUUAGUUCCUCUACCCUCACUGCAAUGCAUAAAACCCAUUUAAAAAUAUAUCAUGGAUAAUGUGAACAAUUUGUGAUGAUUUAGUGUUAAUAUUCUUUUCCAUUUUAGAAAUCAAGACAACAACAAUUCGCAAGCAAGAUUGGGUAACGUCAUGAUAAUAAAUUCAAAAAAUAAGAAAUGCACGCAAUGUUCUUGAAUUUAAUACAAAUAGUAUAUAUAGUUACUAUUAUUUUAGAUUAUAUUCUACGAAUAGAUGUGUUUUGCAAGAUGGUUAAUUUAAUAAUCCCCAGGAUUCUGCUGUUGCUAUUUGGCUUUGCAAGUGAAGUAGCCAUCCCUUAAGACAUCUAUAUCAGAGGAAUUAUAGUGAUGGGCCUUUAGACCAUUUGCAGCUCUUUGUCCUCGCAAUGUAUACAGAAUAUAUAUUUCCCAUUAACGAAAAGAGCAUAUCUUCAACAACAGCUACGAUCAUAUAGAAGAACAGCUAUGACUUACUGAUGAUACGAAUUCCGUUAGAACAUUAUCAUCACUAAAACCGCAGCUAUAUAGCUAUAUAUAGAGUAUAUAUAGGGACGGCUAGAAAACUCUGAAGUGCAGGGAAUAAUUCCUAACAGUUUUAAAUUGGAGCCGGUUGGCAACACGACAAAUAUGAGAUGGGUUUAUUUCGUGUGCAAAAUAUUGCUUGAUAAAUUUUAGAAAUGCAAAAUAUUGAUGAACAAAGUAGAAAAACCACAGCCACAAGAGAAGAUGUCGGCACAUAUGACGAAGUAGUGACAGAGAGUGCAGGCAUACACAAUGAAGGAAUUUCAAAUGACGAGUCCCUCCCAUCAGCCAGAUUCAGCAAUUUGUCAGGUAAAUUUGGCAAGGGAAAACAGUUAAUUAGAACUGAUAGAGCUAUCCAAGUAUCGUCUCUUAUUGAUCCAGUGUUAUUUCAGGAGAAAACCUAAACUAAAUUAAAUUUAUUUAUACUGCAUAGCUCCAUCAGUUUUAAACAGUUCUUUCUAGAGGUCCAGUAAGGAUCAUCUCUUAUUGAUCCAGUGUUACCACAGGAGGAAACCUAAACUAAACUAACUUUAUUUAUACUGGAUAGCUCUAUCAGUUCUAAACUGUUUUCCCUAUAUAUGACAUCCAGUAAAGAUCAUCUCUGUGAUGCUGUGCUAUAUAGCUACUAAAGGAAUAAGCCUAUAAACUAAACUAACUUUAUUUAUACGGCAUGGAUAGCUAUUAUCAGUUCUAUAUAUACACUGUUCUUCUAUAGAGGUCCAGUGAAGAUCAUCUCUUAUUGAUCCAGUGUAGUAACACUGGAUCAAUAUUUAGAUGCCGUAUUAAUGGCACAGCUAGGAGAGGAAACCUAAACUAAACUAACUUUAUUUAUACUAGAUAGCUCUAUCAGUUCUAAACUGUUCUUCCUAGAGGUCCAGUAAGAAUCAUCUCUUAUUGAUCCAGUGUUACUACAGGAGGAAACCUAAACUAAACUAACUUUAUUUAUACUAGAUAGCUCUAUCAGUUUUAAACUGUUUUCUCUAGAGGUCCAUGCAGUAAAGAUAAUUUCUUAUUGGUGCUGUGCACUGAUACUACAGGAGGAAACCUAAACCAACUUUAUUUAUAUACUGGAUAGCUCUAUCAGUGUUAAACUGUUUCUUCUAGAGGUUUAGCAAUGCCAUUUGCUAGGUGCCUUCUCCAGUAUAAAUAAAGUUAGUUUGUAUGUUUUAUUGACAUGCAAACAUACAAAGAACUUUUAUUAAAGUUAGUUUAGUUUAAUAGCUCUUCAUAUUACAAGAAUGAAGUGGACAAUCCAUACACAAUUAAUUUUUGCUUGUGUCUUUCUUUUGUUAGAACAUAAAUACGAAGAGCUAUCGGAUUAUGAGCCUCUGAGGAGAAAUAAUUUACAGAGCGAUGCCCAUGACUAUCAAAGUCUGACAACAUUACAUGAAGAAAAAUAGCUUUGUUCGUUUAGUUUAGGUUUCCUCCUAUACUAACACAGGAAGAACAGUUUAGGUAUUAUUAUACUCUGUUUUUGUUUUCUUAUACCGGCAAUUUUUACCAUAUUUGUAUUAGAGGCAUGCACCUAAGCUAAAUUUCAGUGGAAACCGACAUCCGUGGAAUGUGUUAAAAAAGUCAUCAAGUUUAGAUUAGUGUCAGAUUUAAGAUUAGUAUAGAGUUGGGGUUAGAUAUAUUAGAAUCAGGAUUAGUUUACGGUUGGGUUGGGUUUAGUGAAUGUCGUUAUAGGUAUCCAACGACUAUCUUUUACCCUAUAAUAUAUGCGUUAAUUGUGUUUCAAUUCAAUAUGCUCAAAAGCGUAUAAUUAGGGGCGUAUCGCGUGGAAACAGAUAUAUUGGACGGAGCCUAAGAUAUUCCAGCAAUAUUUUGCGUGAAAUUACAAAUACACGGAAAAUUGUUUAGGUUGGCUGAUAUUUUGUUUUGAAUUACUCGCAAUGGGAAAUGCCGCUCGUUUUGAUUUUGUUUGUUUUACUGUUCCUUGGUGUAUUUUUACCGGCAUAUCCACCAAUAGCAAUUUCCAAUAUACCCUAUAUUGUUCGAG
This is a messenger RNA of Paramuricea clavata, 14036 nucleotides long. The record is from the annotation of a GenBank genome assembly. Lineage: Eukaryota; Metazoa; Cnidaria; Anthozoa; Malacalcyonacea; Plexauridae.